Molecule: messenger RNA, 8134 nt
Organism: Andrographis paniculata
Lineage: Eukaryota; Viridiplantae; Streptophyta; Magnoliopsida; Lamiales; Acanthaceae
Exons: 8
Coding region: 437-7672 (2411 amino acids)
Source: RefSeq, a predicted model, not a curated record
AAGGUAUUUUCUGUACCAAAAGCGUUCCUCUGUCCGUCCGUCCGUCCGCCUGUCCGUCUCUCGAUCUCUCUCUCUCUGUAAUCCGUCGACUAAGAACGCCGCCGCCGCCACCAGGAGGGCUUCUCUGUCUCGCCUCACGUCUCUCUCCCUCUCUCUCUGCCCACUCGACGUACGUACGUAAAUACACGCGACCUAUUGUAUCCUAAGCCAUCCCGAGGUAUGACGCUCAUCCUAUCGAACGCACACUUAAUACUCGAUCCCCGAUUCGAUUUUGUUUACCGAUUCUAGUGAGAUCUGCUGAGGGAAGGCGUUGUUUAUAAAUUAUUGUGUUUGUGUAAAGCGGGAGAGGGCCUAGUGCGUGGGAUUAGGGUUUUGAUGUGUUGAGGUGGUCUGGCAGGAUCGGGGUGUCCAGUUCGGGUUUGGCUCCGUUCUGGAGAUGGCCAAUCAUGGCUCCAAGUUUGUAUCGGUGAAUCUGAAUAAGUCUUAUGGGCAGCAGCAUCAACCUUCUCAUCAUGGUCGCUAUCCUCAUUUUAAUGGAGGUGGCAGUUCCUACGGGCAGGCUGCUGCUGCUGGGAGAAGCCGGGGAGGGAGUGGAGGUGGCGGUGGGAUGUUGGUUUUGUCCCGGAGCCGGGGUGGCCCUGCAAAGGCUGUUUCAAAAUUAUCGGUUCCACCCCCCUUGAAUUUGCCAUCAUUGAGGAAAGAACAUGAGAAAUUCGACAUAUCAGGCUCUGGUGGGCCUGGUGCAGGUGCAGGCACUGGAACUGGUGCAAGACCCUCUUCUUCAGGUGUGGGAUGGACCAAACCUGCAGCAGCUACUGCUGGAAUGCCAGAGAAGAAUGAUACUGGUGUUGGCGUUACUGGAGGGGAUGGGAUGGAUUCUAUGGAUGUAGCAACUCGGGCAACUGGUUCUUAUAUGCCGCCUUCAGCUCGCCCAAGUGGGGUAGGGGUAGGUCCUGCUUCUGAAAUUCAAACCUUUACGACAUCAGCAGAGAAAGCCGUGGUUCUGAGAGGUGAGGAUUUCCCAUCCCUGCAAGCUGCAAGGCCUGUUUCAUCUGGGGCGUCACAGAAACACAAGGAGCUCUUAAAGCAGAAGCAGGUCUCAGGUGAUGAAUUGACUCAGGAUAAAAGGGACCGUAAUCUAGGACCUGUGGUUGAUAUGAAUACACCGGGACAUUCUUCAAAAAUUAUGGGUGGAAAUGGCUUGGUGGAGUAUGGCGGUGAAGGGCAUGCAGUCGGUAGUGGCCGAAUAGCUGAUAAUUUUCAGAAGAAAGAAAAUCUUCCUAAUCCACUGCCACUGGUUAGUGUGACUCCUAGAUCUGAUUGGGCAGACGAUGAACGUGAUACUGGCCAUGGAUUUAUGGAGCGAGGAAGAGAUAAUGGAUAUUUGAACCCUGAAAAUUAUUGGGACAGAGAUUUUGACUUUCCCAGGCCCAGUGUUUUACCUCACAAACUCCCGCAGAAUCAAUAUAACAGAUGGGGUCGACGAGACAAUGAAACUGGAAAGAAUUUUUCUAGUGAAGUCCUUAAAAUAGACCCAUUCAACAAAGAUGCGAGAGCCUCUAGUAGGGAAGGUAGAGAAAACAGCAAGUGGAGAUCCUCUACUUUUUCGAAGGAUGGUUUUAGUGCUCAAGGAGGAGGAGAUUACAAUAAUGAUGUUGGUGCAAGAAUGGGUGGUCAUAAUAACACGAUGAAGGAGAGUAGGUACACCCCACCUCAUUCUGGAGACAUUGGUCGAGAUGCCAAUGCCCUACUUAACCGAGAUUCUGCGUAUGCGAGAAGGGAUUCGGGUCUUGUAGGAUGGCAACAGCAGCAACAGCGUAAUUAUUCAACAGAACCAUUAAAAAACAAAGGAGCUGAACGAAAUUCUUGGGAUCUUCAUGUCACCGAGCAUCCUAAUAGGCCGAGGGGCAUGGAUUAUCAGAAUAAUACUGUAUCCAAAUAUUCUGGUACUUCUGGGAAAAUGCUUUCAGUAGCAGAUCCAAUACUGACCAUGGGGCGGGAUAAACGAUUUUCAAAAAGUGACAGACAUUAUUCUGAAGAUCCUUUCUUGAGUUAUGGAUCUACUGAUUUUGAUGAAAAGGGGGAUAUAUUUUCAGGAGGUCUUGUUGGGGUAAUUAAGAGGAAGAAAGAUGCUGCUAAACCUACAGACUUUCAUGAUCCUGUUCGGGAAUCUUUUGAGGCAGAACUUGAAAGGGUCCAGAAAAUGCAGGAGCUGGAGCGGCAGAGGAUCAUUGAAGAGCAGGAAAGAGCUAUAGAGCAAGCUCGAAGAGAGGAGGAGGAGAGGCAAAGGAGGAUUAGAGAAGAGGAGGAACGGCGGAGAAGGCUUGAAGAGGAGGCCCAAGAAGCUGCUUGGAGGGCCGAACAGGAGCGCCUUGAGGCUAUUCAAAGAGCUGAAGAGCAAAGAAUUGCCAGGGAAGAGGAGAAAAAAAGAAUCCAGUUGGAGGAAGAGAGGAGAAAGCAAGCUGCCAGGCAGAAGCUUCAGGAAUUGGAAGCAAGGAUGGCUAGGAGGCAGGAAGAGGCAUCAAAGGGUAGUUCUUCUGUGUCUAAAACUAUUCUGGAUGAGAAUUCGGAGUCGGCAAUGCAGGAAAAACAUGCUUACAGGAAUCUGGAUUUGGAGACCUGGGAAGAUGGUGAGAGAAUGUUGGAGAACAUGACGUCAGGUUCAUUUGAUUCAUCUGCUUAUAAUAGAUCUGUUGAGAUGAGCUCAAAGCCGUAUCCUCCUAGAGAAGGCACUUCAAAUACGAUUGAAAGAGGAAAAGCUAUUAAUUCUUGGCGAAGGGAAAUUUUUGAGAAUGGCAGUAGCUUCCCUUCACCGCUACCUGACCAGGAUAUACGUCCUUUUAAUCCAACCCGGGGUGUAUUUGGUGGUAGUAGAGCACCCCAGCAUAACGAGUUCCAUGGAGGAGUUCCAUCAUCUAGGCCUUACUUGAAACCAGGGAUGCAAGAGCCCUAUCCAGAUGAGUUUGGGUAUCAAAAAGAUCACAGGUGGAGCUUUCCUGGGAAUGCUGAUUCGUUUGGAAAAUUUAAGGAGAUGGACUCUGAGUUUGCAGAUAAGUAUGGUGAUAGGGGGUGGGGGCAAGAAUUCUCUCCCAGUGGUAACCAUCCUCCAUACCCUGAGCAGUUGUAUCCACAUUCUGAGGUGAAUGACCUUUAUUCCUAUGGGAGGUCAAGGUAUUCCAUGAGGCAGCCCCGUGUUCUUCCUCCUCCACUUGCUUUGGCUCAAAGGAGUGGAGUUAUUGACCGUACUGAUCCUUCAACCCUCCAAGACAGCAGCAUUCAUUAUACACAAUCAGCAAUGUCUGAAUCAACUAGGCAGACAGCUUAUGGCGGUAAUAAUCAAGGAGGCCAUGAGGCAUCUGAGAUCUUUGGACUUGAGCAAGAUAAUGGUACUUCUGAAGAACUAAAGCUGAACAACGCAUCAAGGUGUGAUUCACAAUCUUCACUCUCUGUUUCCAGCCCCCCAACUUCUCCACCUCAUUUGUCCCAUGAUGAGCUGGAUGAAUCUGGGGAAUCUCCUGUAAUAUCUGCUGCUGCAGAAGAGAGAAUAAGUUUAAUUCCUCCAUCUGUUAACCACAAUGAUAAUUCUGGAAAUGGUGCUGCCACUGUUUCAUCGGAUUCAGUAUCUGCUAUUGAGGAUGAAGAAUGGGCUCUUGAGAAUGAUGACAGGAUGCAGCAGCAAGAAGAGUAUGAUGAGGAUGAAGAUGGUUAUAGAGAAGAGGAUGAAUUGCGAGAAGGGGAUGAGGAAAACCUGGAGCUGAACCAAAAGUUUGAUGAGCUUGAACUAAACAAAAGAGACCCACCACAACUGAUGGACAAUGUGGUCCUAGGUUUUGAUGAGGGCGUUCAAGUUGUAAUACCAAGUGAUAGUUCAGAGAAAAAUAUAGUGAUUCAAGACAGAUCAUAUGGGGUACCUGCAAGUUCUACCGAUGCUGUGGAAGAAAAAGGGCCUGCUGAUGGGCUUCCUUGUGAUGCACAAUGUGUUCUACCCCCAGAUGAUACUUUGGGAACAGGUGUUAAUAUUUGUUCAGGCCCUGAAAAAUCUGCACUGCACGGUACCAUUGGACAGUCUGCUAAUGCUCCUUAUUCUUUGGCAGCUACUGAUCGAUUAGAACCCAUUGAUUCGUCUGGUGGUGUUGGUUUAAACGCCCAGCCUACCAUUAUGUCUUCUGUUGGUGCUACAUCUGCAUCUGGUCAUACUAACCUGCCAUCUUCCUCUUCUGGAAGUCAGGGUGAUUUACCUGUUAAGCUUCAGUUUGGGCUUUUCACGGGUCCUUCUUUAAUACCUUCUCCAGUCCCUGCUAUACAGAUUGGUUCCAUACAGAUGCCCCUUCACAUCCAUCCUCCUAUUGGUCCAUCCAUAACUCACAUGCCUCAAUCACAGAGUCCGAUGUUCCAAUUUGGUCAGCUCCAUUAUACAUCUCCGAUAUCACAGGGAAUUUUGCCAAUAGCCCCUCAAGCAAUGGCUUUUACUCAGCCUAAUGCGAGUGGUCAUCUUGAUCUGAAUCAGAAUGCUGGAGGCUCUGUGACUCAUGAAGGUGCUCGAGAUGCUUCUGCACAAAAUGUUGCCCAUGAUAAGGUGCCGUCUGGUUCAAUGAAUAAUCAGCCAAGUGUUAUUUCUGCAUCACCAAAGCAAUCUAACGGAAACCUUUCCCAAGGACGUUGUACAGCUGUGGAUACUAAAAUUCACAAGGAUAAUACCGCUGCCAGUUCAUCUUCUUCAGGUGGGACAAAUGUUGGAAAAAUAAAGUCAGACUAUAGCACCCAGGCAGAAGAGAAAGGACAUCAUCAUUCAGAUUUGAAGAGUUACUCGGUGCCACUGAAGGCAAGGGGAUUGGCACAAUCAAUGAGGCAACCUGUAGGUGGUGAGAAAAGCCUAGGUGGAUCGUGCGGUGUGGGCCAAUUAUCUGGUGGUAGGGGGAAGAGAUUUGCCUAUGUGGUUAAAAAUCCAAGCAUGAGACCUUCAUUCCAAGGUCAAGAUAUGCCAGCAGAUCCAAAUGGGGUUUUCAGAAGGCCUCGACGAUUUGUUCAGCGAACUGAAUUUCGAAUCCGUGAGAACAAUGAUAGGAAACCGCCUGGCUUGGUUUCUUUUAAUUAUAGUGGCAUAGAUGACAAGUCUAACAAUAGCAUGGGAAAAGCUGUAGGAGCUUUUGCUAGAAGCGGAUCUAAAAGGGGUGCAGUGUCUAACAGAACUAUGAAGCAAAGCAUUGAGACAGUACCCUCUGCUUCUGGAAAUUCUAAUCCUAGGGAGGGUUCUGGAGACAGGAUUGCAAAAGAGUCCGCAAAAAAACUAACAAGUAGGACUCAGGAUACUUCCCAAAUGAACUUGAGAACUACUUCUGAGGAGGAUGUUGAUGCUCCCUUACAAAGUGGUGUGGUGCGUGUGUUUCAACAACCUGGUAUAGAAGCUCCUAGUGAUGAGGAUGAUUUUAUUGAAGUCAGAUCCAAACGGCAAAUGCUGAAUGAUCGGCGGGAACAAAGGGAAAAAGAAAGCCAAGCCAAAUCACGAACCACCAAGCCACCACGCAGACAACUACGUUCCACGAGACCGAAAGAUGUAGUUUCGAGAAGCCACAAUAAGCUCUAUGGUCCGAGUAGCAGUGAAGAAUUAAGAAACUCUCAAUUGGAUUUUACUAAAUCUGAGAGCAGCCCACAUACUACCAACAAAGAAGGGUCAACAGGAUUGAAUACAACAGUUUCCCAGCCUCCAAUUGGACCUCCUGCUAUCAGUUCUGAACAGGCUACCAAGCUGAACCAGCCAGGCCCUGUAUCCACUUUCUCUAAUUGCAAUACAGAAGGUGAUCCUGCCCAAACAUUUGACAGCAAAGAUAAGGUGGUGAUGUCACUGAGCCAGACCCAAUUUCCUGAUACAAUGAAGCCUGCUCAGUAUGAUAUGCAUGUUUCAUCUGUUGGAGGUCAUUCCAGCACACUUAGCGAUCCAAUCUUGCCAACUUCAUCCAGUUUGCCAAAGGAUAAAUCAUUCUCUUCUGGUGCAAGCACAAUCAAUUCCCUGCUCUCCGGACAAAAAAUUCAAUUCGGGGCUGUUACCUCUCCAACAGUCCUACCUGGUAGCCGCAUUGUAUCAAAUGUGAUUGGUUCUCCAGCACCCGCCCAAUCUGAUGUCCAAAUGUUGCACAAUUUUGAAAAAGACAGUACCCUUUUCUUCGAGAAAGAGAAACACCUGAGUGAUUCCUGUGUUCCCAUACAAGAUUCUGAGGCCGAAGCAGAAGCAGCUGCUUCUGCUGUUGCUGUUGCAGCCAUCAGCAGUGAUGAGAUAGUAGGGAAUAGAUUGGGCUCAGUUAAUGACACCAAAAGUUUCGGCGGUGCCGACGCCAACGCUACAGGUGUCGUUGGAGAUCAGCACUUGGAGAACCAAUCAAGGGGUGAGGAGCUAUUAACUGUUUCUCUUCCUGCAGAUCUCUCUGUCGAGACAACACCGAUAUCCUUGUGGCCGCCCCUCCCAAGUCCCCAAAGUUCCUCAAGCCAGAUGAUUUCUCAUUUCCCUGGAGGCGCACCUUCUCACUUCCCCUUCUAUGAGAUGAACCCAUUGUUGGGGGGGCCAAUAUUUGCUUUCAGUCCGCAAGAGGAAUCUUCUGGUGCACAAUCGCAACCCCAAUCCCAAAAGACUACGCCAACCAAUUCUGCUCCUCUUGGUAAUUGGCCUCAAAGCCAUACUAGCAUGGACUCAUUUUAUGGGCCCCCAGCUGGAUAUUCGGGUCCCUUUAUUGGUCCCCCUAGAGGCAUUCCUGGUGUUCAAGGGCCUCCCCACAUGGUUGUCUAUAAUCACUUUGCUCCAGUCGGACAAUAUGGACAGGUUGGUUUGAGCUUUAUGGGUGCCACUUACAUACCUUCGGGAAAGCAAACUGAUUGGAAAAACUCUCCAACUACUGCUGCUAUGCCUAUUAGCGAGGGUGAUAUCAGUAAUGUGAAGGCUGCUAAUGUGCAGCGAAAUGCGCCGAAUAUGAUGGGUCCCACUCAACAGCAUCUUGCCCCUGGAUCUCCACUCUUGCCCAUACCCUCCCCUUUGCCCAUGUUCGAUGUUUCUCCAUUCCAGACUGCCCCUGAUUUGUCUGUCCAAGCCCACUGGGGUCGUAUUCCUCCUCCACUGCAUCAUUCUGUUCCCGUCUCUCGACCAUUGCAGCCACAAGUGGAAAAUGCUCUGCCUUCUCAAGUCAGCCGCGUACAUUCCAUUGACCAGUCGCUACACGCCAAUAGGUUUACUGAUUCUCGAACUCCAACACCAUCAGAUAAUGGCCCAAGUUUUUCCAUUCCUGCAGAUAAAAAUGUCGCCCCGCCUCCUCCUGAGCUAGGAUUGGUGGAUCCAUUGAGGUCCGCCCCAUCUUCAUCUGCCCCGACUGUUCCAAUUCAAACCUCUUCUGGUAACCCCAACCCUGAGUUGGGCAAGACUGACACAACUGAGAACGGCAAACACCAGAAUACUAGCUCUGCGAGAUCUCAGUUUUCUCAGAGGAAUACAUCCAGCCGACAGGGUAAUACUUCCGGCUACAGAUACAGCCAAAGAGGCGGAAUGUCUCAGAGGAACAACACGGGGGGCGAAUGGUCUCAGCGAAGGUUGGGUUUCCAUGGGAGGAACCAGGGCCUUCCUGGGUCGAAGAUGAAACAGAUUUAUGUGGCUAAACAGACGACUACUGUCAAUCCCAAUCCCAAUACCUGAACCCAACCAUAACCAUCCUGCUAUUAUGCCAAAGUUUGGUAUUUCUACCUAUAUGAUCUAUCUUUCGACAAAUAACACCUGGAUUUGGGUGCUUCCCUUGCGAUUGAUCGAUGGGGCUUCUUCGCCGGGGAUCUUUUUUGGAGGCUAUAUAUAUUAUAUUUAUUGUGUUGAAGACUAAUGGAAAAGCUUUGUCAGGUAUCUUUUUGGUGCCCUUAUUUAUUAUCGUAUCUAUCUUGCUGCAGACUUGUUUUCUUACUAGUGUCGGUGUAGUUGGUUGGUUGAUUCGUUCUUGUUCGAUGAUUGCGAAUGAAUUGCACUGUGAAAGUGUUUAUUCUCUGUCUCUCUACCUAAUCUAGUGCAACAACCUGAAAGUUUUGUAUGUUUGUUUUAAAACGACUUGGUUUAAUGAUUGUUUGUUUUGGAUGCUCAAUGAAUUUUGAGAAGUUGCAUGUUUUUGAUCAA